Messenger RNA from Lymnaea stagnalis (great pond snail), 1885 nucleotides. NCBI's taxonomy places the organism in Eukaryota, Metazoa, Mollusca, Gastropoda, Lymnaeidae. The record is from the annotation of a GenBank genome assembly.
CCGUGUACCAGUUAUGGAGCAUAAGCAGGUGGGCCCUGACUGGAACUCCUAUACAGAAUAACCUGAUGGACUUGUAUGCUCUCAUCCGGUUAGUAGUUCUGUCAGUUUAUGCCACAUAGUUAUGUUAAAGUGCUGAAAGCUUUUUUUUUUCAAUGGCAUAUCAAAAGUUUAGUUUCAUCUAUUGAAUUGGAAUUAGAUUAGCAAAAGUUGAGCUUUUUUUUAAAUAUAAGAAUUUUUAGAAUUUUUUAUUAUUUUCAGACUAGAGCUCACACAUAGAUUUAGUGCUAAAUUGUGUUUGACAAAUAACUUAGCAAACUCACAGAAUUAUUAGAUAUAAAGCAGGGGUGGCCAAUCCAAAUGGUUUCACAAGCCACUCUGACAGUGAGUCAACUAUUUAAACCAAAUAAAGAAAAUGUAUAAUAAUUGUUUAAACAUUUUUUAUUUACUUUUAUUAACACAACUACCAGUGCUUCCAUACAUAUAAAUAAAUUGUAUAGACAUAAAUUGAAAUAUAACAUAUUACAUUAUUGUAGAUAAAAAAGUGCCUAUCGUUGCCACUUUGAUCUAGGGAGCAGAAAUCAAGGAAUCCCACUGAAGCCUGAGCUCAGACCCCUUUCCCCACUCUUCCAGAAAUUUUUGAUAAUUCAAAAUGCAGAGAUGCAUUUUGGUACAUAUCUGAUUUUUUUUUUUUUUGCACCAUCCUCUAGUUAAGUGGAAAAUAAAAGGAGAGAUGCUUCUGAAAUUGUAGCAUCCCCUCACCUAGAUGUCUUUAUUGAAAUCUUUAAAUUUUAGCAUUUACUAAACAAUUUUAAAAUUGUUGUUUAGAUUUGAGUUUACUACUUUGAAUUUAUUUUAUUUUCAAAAUCAGUCCAAAAGAGGGGCUUGUACAUUAGAAUACAGAAUGCAUCACAAUUUAAUUAUAUUAAAUAUGUGAUAUUGCCAAGAAUGAAAAUAAUGUUCAACGACAUGAAGAAAUAAGUUCAUUUGUGUACUGCUGAAGGACGACAAUAUUUAAAGCUGUGAGUUGUCUACUACAAUUUAAAGCAUUAAGACGUUCAUUUAGGGGCCAUCCAUAAGUAUGUCACGCUAUUCAUGGAUAAUUUUUACUCUCUCAUCACUUGUCACAAUCUGUCACAAACCUUGGAUCAAGGCUACCACAAACUUUAAAAAAUACUUAAUUAACAACUAAUUAAAAUUUAUAAAUGUGACAUCUUCUGUCAGAAUAUAUCCAUCACAACAGAAAGUUAAACAUCACUUUCAAAUUUCAGGUUUUAUAUGCAUGAUAAAAAAAAAUGUGUGAUGUCACAUAUGAGCUUUCCCUCAACCUACCCCCCCACACACAAAACCAUGUCAGAAAUUGUCACAAUUCUUUUAACUCCCUCACCCCUUCUGGAGCAUGACGCACUUUAUGGACAGUCCCUUGGACUCAUUUUUUUAUAUUAUGUUUUCAUUAAGCAGCUACAAUAAAAGUACUAACAAGUGUUGUAAUAAAUUUCACUCUCGCUUCCUCAACCAGCAGAAGAAUAAUGUCCAACUUGGCUUUAAGAAACAGAUAUCUGCAGCUCAUCUACAAAAAAUUUAGAGAAUUUAUAAAUAUAUUUACUGAAUUAGCUCUAGUGUAUCAGAUUUUAGAUUCAUGAAAUAUUUGAAUUAAAAUGAGCUUCUCACUUAUUCUAUUCAAGGUUCUUGCGUUUUAGUCCAUUUGAUCAGUACCAAGUUUGGGCAAGAUAUGUUGGCGCCGAGAAAGGUACGUAACCCUUUGCUGGUGGUAAGAAAGUAAAUAACAAUUUUCAAUUCUUCAAUCAAGCUAAAUAAUUUUAAAAUUACAUCUUUCAGGUGACUUAAAAAGAUUAAACACUAUCGUUAAAGCCCUUCUUCUGAGACG